Saimiri boliviensis boliviensis (Bolivian squirrel monkey) is the source of this 921-nucleotide messenger RNA. NCBI's taxonomy places the organism in Eukaryota, Metazoa, Chordata, Mammalia, Primates, Cebidae. The record is from RefSeq and is a predicted model, not a curated record.
CAGCUGAUCAUUCAAAUUCUGGAACCACAGGAAAGGCCAGUCUCUCUUCAGCAUGGGAUCUUCUGGACUAUUGAGCCUCUUGGUGCUAUUCAUCUUCUUAGUGAAUGUCCAGGGACCUGGUCUGACUGAUUGGUUAUUUGCCAAGAGAUGUCCCAGAAUCAAAGAAGAAUGUGCAUUCAAAGAGAGGGAUGUGUGUACAAAGCACAGACAAUGCCCGGACAACAACAAGUGUUGUGUCUUCAGCUGCGGAAAAAAAUGUUUUGAUAUCAAACAAGAUGUGUGCGAAAUGCCGAAAGAAACUGGCCCCUGCAUGGCUUUUUUCCGUCGUUGGUGGUAUGACAAGAAAAAUGAUACUUGCUCUAUCUUUAUCUAUGGUGGCUGCCAGGGAAACAAUAACAACUUCCAAUCUGAAACCAACUGCCUGAACACCUGCAGGAAAAAACAUCCAUGUCCCAAAAUCAAAGUGAUAUGCCCAAUGGAUGAAAUAGACCACUGUACCAGACACGGAGAUUGCCCAGAAGACAUGGACUGUUGCAUGUACAGCUGUGGAAAGAAAUGUGUAGCUCUCAAAGAAGGCUCCUCUGUGUAUAUAAAUCCAGGAUGUCUUUCUUGACCACCUUAGACUGCCUGCACUCUUUCUUCGCUGCCCAUAUUAUUGGGCUCUAAAGAAGACCAUCAAGGACUAUUCAUCCAUUCUAUUCAUUCAACAAAUAUGAUUGGUUCCCUGACACCCAUGAUGAGUUCCACUUGCUCAUUGUGGCCAGGAAGAUCAGAAAAGGUUUUUCUGGGAAAGGGAUCCAUGAUUUAAGGUCUGAAAGAUGAGUACUUAGACAAAAAAUAUCGGACAAAAUAGCCUUUCAGGCACAGGUAAUAGCAUGUGCAAAGGCUCUGUGGCAGGAGGCAGCAUGUUCAGGCCUAGAA